Molecule: messenger RNA, 2597 nt
Organism: Gymnodraco acuticeps
Lineage: Eukaryota; Metazoa; Chordata; Actinopteri; Perciformes; Bathydraconidae
Gene: slc25a35
Product: solute carrier family 25 member 35
Exons: 5
Coding region: 164-1066 (300 amino acids)
Source: RefSeq, a predicted model, not a curated record
UUACGAGGCGCUCUUGAAGUGCUCUAAUGGCUGCGCGCUGAUACCACUGUGAGGUGUGUGUGUGUGUGAGUAGUUAUGUGGGAGGGGGAAAAGCCCCCUGAGCACAACUCCUGUGUCAUGAAGGACGGUUCACUAGUAGGCCUGUGACCGCCGGACAGCCGCGAUGGACUUCAUGCUGAGCGGGGCGGCCGCGUGCGGAGCCUGCCUGUUCACCAACCCGCUGGAGGUGGUCAAAACUCGGAUGCAACUCCAAGGAGAGCUCAAGACCCGGGGCUCCUACCAGGUUUACUACCGCAAUGUGUUUCACGCUUUUUACACUAUCGGUAAAGUGGACGGACUUGCCGGCCUGCAGAAAGGUCUCGCGCCGGGGCUCGUGUAUCAGUUUUUAAUGAAUGGAGUCAGACUCGGCUCGUUCGCCAUCAUUGAGUCCUCGGGCCACAUCCACACAGAGGGCAGGGUCAGUGCGGUUAAAACCACGCUAGCAGGGGCUGUGGCCGGAGUGGUGGGAGCCGUGAUGGGAAGCCCCGUGUACCUGGUAAAGACUCACCUGCAGAGUCAGUCUACCUCCUCUAUUGCAGUUGGACAUCAGCACAAACACCAGGGGAUGAUCCACGCUCUGGCAGCCAUCUACAGGCAGCAUGGCAUUCUGGGACUGUGGAGGGGCUCCAGUGCUGCUAUCCCGAGGGUCAGCGUGGGGUCAGCUGCUCAACUCUCCACUUUCUCCUCCGCCAAGGAACUAGUGCUUGACUUACAGGUGUUCCCUAAGGACAGCUGGUUCGUGGCCCUCACUGCCGGAAUGAUCAGCAGCGUGGUGGUGGUGAUAGCUAUGACGCCUUUUGAUGUCGUGAGCACGCGGCUCUACAACCAGCCUGUGGAUCAUUUGGGCAAGGGGCAGCUUUAUAAAGGCUUCACGGACUGCUUCUCCAGGACGCUGAAGAAGGAGGGCCUGAUGGGACUCUAUAAAGGCUUGGGAGCCUCUUAUUUCAGGAUCGGCCCACACACCAUUUUGUCCUUGUUCUUCUGGGACGAACUGCGCAAAAUGUACCAGCGCCAGCAGCUCAGAUAACACAAGGGACAAGGAAGCUGGACAAUGGGUAACUCAUUAAGCUCUGCAUUUAAUGAGGUUAAAGGAAAACCAGGAGCUCUUUUCUUGGUGUGGAAGAGAAGAAGCAAAGGUUACAUUUUUACACUCCAAGAUGAAAACAAAUAAGUACUGUCAAACUAUGACAACCUGCAUAGGGACUCAGAGAGAAACGCGUUAGACCUCAUGUACAGUUGGCUCUGUGUCAAACACUAGGGCUCUUUUGUAGCAAUGAAAGUCCUCUGGUGUAUAGCAUGCACUGGACACACGAGAGUAGCUUCUGGAGAAAGCACAACAUGUGGCCACAGUUUGAGGAAAUGAAGGGAUUGUGCCAACACACACAGCAGCAGAGUCAAAGGGAAACACAAUGUAUGAUGUCAGGGUGAAACGGAGCGUUCAGAUUUUACUGUGAAAUUGUUAAAACAAGGCAACGUUUUGAGGAGUGUUGAGUGCUUAUACAAUGUGUGUGCUGGGAUAUUUUACAAACCAAGCCUUACAAUUAUAACAUAUCAAGUGUCUUACUUGUAAAAAAAGACACUUUCUUCGUUUAAUUAAUAGAAAUAGCAAAACAUGUACAUUUUUUAGUACAUUUUUAUUAGUUAUUGAUGACAUAAAACAUACUUGUUUAACAAUUGUCCAUGAUUAAGGUUACCUGAAUGUACUUUACAAUACUAUUUAAUAUAUUUUAAACCUUUAUGCGUUGUGUUUGUUUAUUUUGAAAGGGUCAGAUACAUAACAAAUUAAUUGUUAAUGAAUAGAUAACGCCAUUGAGCAUUUCACUGUAGAUUUAGCUUAUCUGCUAAUGCACUUUUUUUUAAAGAAUAGAUAUACAGUGCAAUACAAAUACACAAUAAAACCAAAAUAAUGCUCAUGAAGUACAGUAAGAGUUGAUGGAGGAAGAAGUUAUUGCCAAACGACUCCUUAAGAAAUGCACUUUGAGUAACAAAUUGUCAAAAUUCACGAACUUUAAACUACCUACAGUAUAUGUGUAUUUUAUAUGUACGUGGUGGUAAAUGUACUUACUGCAAAAAAGUCUGUUUUUGUUUUACAACUAUUCAAACUUUACAUAUAAAUACAUCAUUAUGCUGUUACAGUAUGGGUUUUUAAAAACUUGCUUUUAUUGUUAUUAAUAAUAUUUAGUUUCUAAAACAUUUCAUUUGUAUAAUUUUUAUUUAUGUAACUUCAAUCCAUUUUUCAGCAUUUCUCAGUUUUUUCAGGCCUCCAAAAAGUACCGUCAAAUUCCUUAAAGUAUCAGGUCAUUAAAGUUAGAGUAUAGAGGAUGUCCACUCUUUAUGGGCUGGACAAAUACAAAUACAUCCUGUACAUAUUUUAAUUUGACCCUCUCCAGGUCAGCAAAAGUGUACACCAGUGUUCCUAAAUUAAAUAAGCGUAUAGCCAAAGUGAAGACAGGUUACAUGAUGAAUACAGUUCGUUUCCUCACAGUUUGAAAAUAUCUUUGGUAUUGUGAGUGAAUCACAUUUAACAUGAAAUAAACAAAUUCAACCGUAAAUAUUUA